This is a messenger RNA of Eremothecium cymbalariae DBVPG#7215, 1386 nucleotides long. RefSeq names its product transglycosylase. The record is from RefSeq and is a predicted model, not a curated record. Bases 1 to 1386 code for a protein of 461 amino acids. Gene Ontology annotation, biological process: fungal-type cell wall organization; carbohydrate metabolic process. Gene Ontology annotation, cellular component: fungal-type cell wall. NCBI's taxonomy places the organism in Eukaryota, Fungi, Ascomycota, Saccharomycetes, Saccharomycetales, Saccharomycetaceae. Gene Ontology annotation, molecular function: glycosyltransferase activity; hydrolase activity, hydrolyzing O-glycosyl compounds. The transcript has a single exon.
AUGACGCGUUUAGAGAGCAUAAUUGUUUUGGUAAUUACAUAUAUUGAUUUGGUGACGGCAGUGGCCUCUGUAUGCAAUCCAUUAUCUGCAACAGCUUCAUGCCAGCCGAACACUGCGCUAGCUACAGGGAUUUCAGAAACCUUCGAGACUGAAUCCCGAGAUUUCUCCAAUUAUACCACUUCGGGGCGUAUUGAAUAUGGGUCUGAAGGAGUAUCAUUUACAUUAAACAAAAGGUGGGACAACCCUGCAUUAAUGUCCAACUUCUAUAUCAUGUUUGGGAAAGUAGAAGUUGUGUUGAAGGCAGCGUCGGGAACCGGCAUUGUUUCUUCAUUCUACUUGCAGAGUGACGCGUUGGACGAAAUAGAUUUCGAGUGGCUAGGUGGGGACCGUAAGCAGUUUCAGACCAACUUCUUCUCAAAGGGCGAUGUAACGACAUAUGCGCGGGGCGCUUUCCAUCCUGUAAACGACAGCCAGGCCUUCCACACAUACGCGAUUGACUGGAGGAUGGAUCAAACCAUUUGGUACCUGGACGGCAAAGUGGUAAGAACCUUGUCGAACACCACGUACGAUGGAUACCCCCAGACCCCAAUGAGAAUCUAUAUGGGCAUAUGGGCUGGCGGCGAUCCGUCCAAUCAGCCGGGUACUAUCCAAUGGGCUGGUGGGUUGACUGACUAUAGCAAAGUCCCAUUCGUCUCUUCUGUGAAGAAGGUGCUGGUCACAGAUUACUCUACAGGUGAAAAAUACGUGUACACAGACAAGACUGGUACUUGGAACUCUAUCAAGUCUGAAAAAGGUGUCAUUUAUGGUAGGUUUGACGAAGCUAGUGCCGAGUUUGACUUUUUGCUGUCCGAAGGCGAUGACGAAGAACACGACGAGGAACACGACAAUGGAAAUGACAAUGGCGAUGACAGCGGCGAUGACAGCGGCGAUGACAACGGCGAUUGCGAUGAUGAUGAAAAUGAUAACGAAGCCCAAGAUACUCUGUCUGAGUCUUCAGGUGUCGAAGGAACCUUAAAAGGCGCCCAUGACGGACAAUGUACCAGAAGAUCCGGUCGUCCUAGUCAUCCAGGGUCUCCCCGAACGUUUGGUCCGCCUCGACCAGCUUAUGUUUUCCCAAACAGUAACGGUGGUAUCGCAGGAUCGAAUUAUGAUGGAGAAUCGGACUAUGAUGGAGGUUCAAGUUCGGGAAAUAAUAGUAGAAACACUACCGGCGAUGGGUCGACAUUCAGGAACACUUCCAGUUCCCAACCCACCUCAGCAUCUAACCAAAAUUUCAACAACAGCGGUAGCACGCCCAUGUCAGGCCUGUCAAACAUUAUAAGUGCGCGUGCAGUAACUAUCGAAAUAUAUCUACUAUCAUUGGGAAUCAUCCUGUUGUUACCGUAA